Molecule: messenger RNA, 1366 nt
Organism: Aethina tumida (small hive beetle)
Lineage: Eukaryota; Metazoa; Arthropoda; Insecta; Coleoptera; Nitidulidae
Product: aminoacylase-1
Exons: 6
Coding region: 37-1251 (404 amino acids)
Biological process (GO): amino acid metabolic process
Cellular component (GO): cytoplasm
Molecular function (GO): aminoacylase activity
Source: RefSeq, a predicted model, not a curated record
AAAAUUCAGUGACUGGCAUAAACGCAUACCAGCAUCAUGACUGCUUUAACUCCGCAACAGAAGGAAACUUACGACAAACAGGCUCUGGACAAUUUCCGGGAGUACCUUAGGAUACCGAGCGUCCAUCCAGACAUUAACUACGAUGACUGUGUGAAGUUUUUAGAGUCCCAAGCUAAAUCCUUAGGACUUCCAGUUAAAGUGAUUGAAGUAAAACCAAACAAACCUAUUGUUAUUAUUACUUGGGUUGGAACUGAACCCAAUCUUCCAUCCAUUUUACUAAACAGUCACACUGAUGUCGUGCCUGUUUUUGAGGAAGAGUGGAAGCACAAACCGUUUGGGGCUGAAAUUGUGGACGGAAAAAUCUACGCAAGAGGCACCCAAGACAUGAAAUCAGUUGGCAUACAGUACAUUGAGGCCAUCAGGAGAUUAAAGGAACAAGGCGUCAAAUUCCGUAGGACAGUUCACCUUUCGUUUGUGCCAGAUGAAGAAAUUGGUGGAAUCUUGGGCAUGAAGGAGUUCAUUACAACCCAAGCUUUCAAGAAUUUGAAUGUUGGUUUAUCAUUGGAUGAAGGCAUGACCAGUUCCAGCGAAGAAUACAUGGUGGCUUAUGCUGAACGAUGCAUUUGGCAGCUACAUAUUCACUGCCCAGGGCAGCCUGGCCACGGAUCUAUCUUACUGAAAAAUACUGCGGGAGAAAAAGUAAAUUACAUCAUGAACAAAUUUUACGAAUUUAGGAAGACUCAAGAAAAAAAACUGGAGGAAAAUCCUCAUUUGACCCUAGGUGAUGUGACUACAGUAAACGUGACACAACUAAAGGGUGGCGUCCAAUCAAAUGUGGUACCCCCAGAGUUAACUUUGGUUGUUGACUGUCGAAUUCCAACGACGGUCGACAUCAAAAGCUGGGAAGAAACCAUAAACAGGUGGUGUAAGGAAGCUGGAGAGGGAGUUUACAUUGAAUACGAGCAAAAACAACCUCAAGUACCUCCCACUCAAUUGGAGGGCAACAAAUUUUGGACGGCAUUCAAAGCCGCAACGGAUAAAUUAGGAUUGAAAUUGAAGCUUCAAGAAUUCCCUGGUGGCACCGACAGUCGUUAUUUGCGAGGACUGGGAAUUCCCGCCCUAGGAUUUUCACCCAUCAAUAAAACCCCAGUGCUUUUACACGACAACGACGAAUUCAUCAGGGUUGACACUUUCUUGAAAGGAAUUGAAGUUUACACUACUCUUAUUCCAGCUGUUGCUAAUGUUCAAUGAAUUACAUAAAUGCAUUUUUUCACAAGUACUGAUGCAAUACUAUAGGAUAUUCCAUCCAGACUUUACCAGGCUUAAUGAUUCAUAUGAAUAAUCUAUUUUAAUAUAUAUUAAAAAU